Molecule: messenger RNA, 3839 nt
Organism: Ochlerotatus camptorhynchus
Lineage: Eukaryota; Metazoa; Arthropoda; Insecta; Diptera; Culicidae
Gene: Fbxl7
Product: F-box and leucine-rich repeat protein 7
Exons: 7
Coding region: 1435-3744 (769 amino acids)
Cellular component (GO): cytoplasm
Molecular function (GO): protein binding
Source: RefSeq, a predicted model, not a curated record
UCAGUUUAGCGUAAGAAGUUGAUCUGCGCGAUCACGGUUUUCGUCGUCGUCGUCUUCGCCGUCGCCGGACUCUGCGCGUUCAAGACCCCAAGAAGGAAGUUUCGCGUUAUUGGCGUGUGGUGCUUCGGGCACUACAUUUUUUCCCUACCGUUGUUGUUAUUGCUGAUGUUGAUCUUAAACAGCUUUCUGGAGCUGCUUGGUAGUGGAGUUGUGUUGGUGAUGUGAGUUGUUAUUCUUAUUACUGUUUUCCUGCACUGCGGUCAUCUCUUUCGCGCAUGUUGGCCACGAUCGACUAAGGGAGUGAAAUAGUCACAACAGUGGGUACCAGUUUGAAGCAGCAUAAAGUGAAAGAUUAAUAAGAAUCAUUUCAAGUACCUACUAUGCCACGGCGUGAAGAAAAAUAAACUUGUCCUAGUGUAUGUGAGGACAUGUCAUUCCGCAGGCCAUUGUACUGAAAAUUUUUGUAUGAAUUUUAUGUUUUUGUUUUUUUCUUUCCUCCGCAUACUUUACGCAACCCCUUUCGCCACAUAGCUACAGUUACUAAAAGUGAUCGCUUCCAAGCUAAAAUUAUAUUUCAUGAAUAGACUAAUUCGUGACAAGUUGAAACUGAAAAAAAACAGGACCAUCUAUAACAACUACAAGAGAAGGUCCACUAAAGCCCGAGGAUGGAUACUAAAAUGGGAUGAAAUUUUACUUGUUUGACCACAAAAAAAAGUUGCAGCUGUUUAAUGGGUACUUUUGUAAGGCAUACCACGAAGCAAGAAAAAAAGUGUCUCCAAAAGCAGUUUUCCAUUAAUUUAGCAAACGAGUGGGAUUGAGGGGCCGACAUCUGGCAGAAAGCGAAAAUGGGAAUGAAAUUGUUAAAGAUGUUGGAUGUGUACGAAGAAUUAAAGUGAACUUUGUGCUGAAUGUUGCCAGUGUUUGUGAGGUUGUGCAAUGUUUUAAUUGCUCUGUGUUCAAUAAAUCAAAAGUCGAUUUUUCUCAAAUGAAAAUAAGUAAAAUCUGGUUCCUGUGCGUAAAGGCAAAUAAUCAUACAUACAGCCUACACAAUUACAAGUAAGGCACUAGGCCCGUGUCGAUUGAAAUCGAAGAUUUGACGCGUGAAUGUGUGCCCGUGUGUUGGUAAGCAGCUAUUGUAACCAUUCAACAUCAUUCAAGUUGACGGGUCCAGCGAACCUCAGAGAUUGUGGUGUGGUGUGGUGUGGUAGAGAAACCAACUUCUUCUCGCCCGUUCCGUAUGUGUGUGCCACGCUGACGUUUCUGCGACGGAGAGACCGAAGAAUUUUUGCAUAUUACCACUGGAACCGCUCUGGAGUCGAAACAUGGAUCAACGACGACGUGUUUGUAAGAAAUGUAUAACAAUAAGGUCAUAACAAGACGGAGGCAGCAUGGAGUUACAAAUCGUAGAAAAUAGAUAACAUCACUCUACACAACAUGUCGCAUCCACAGCGCCGAGGUGCGCCGGUCGAGUGUCCGCUAGCGUCCCUUGGGCGGAACACUCCCUCGAUGGACGCCCUUCAGUAUCACCACCCACUAAGCUCCAGUCCACUGGAUCCGCAGGCCUACCAAAUGUCCCGAAAAUCACCAAUCCUCGGUAUUGAUUCGAACAUCUACACUGCGGAAACAAGCCUAGUAACUAACCAUCCUGCCACGAAUGGGUGCGCGAGUGAUAAAACAUUAGAAAAUGGCAAUAUGCUCUCUAGGAGCUCCUCUUCAUCAAUAGAUCAAAACGCUUCCUAUCUUCACCAACCUCCACGGCCAAGCGUCAAUAGGCGUGGCGAGUAUCGACCGCUACGACCUAGAACGUAUACCCCAAUAGAUGCACUACUAACCAACACCUACCAGCACCAUCAAAGACUGUCGCCAGUCCUAAUGGACAUCCAGCGGAAUCAUGUGAACUAUCAAAGGGAAGGACAACCCCUCACAUCGCUUUCGGAAGCGGAUCGAUAUUUUCUGGAGGAGAAAAUGGACUCUCUCUACAUUCAAGGUGCCAUCCGACGAAACGCCAACACUCCGUCCAGUCUUACUAGGAACCAGUCUAGCAGUAGCAAUAACACCGAACGGUACUACCUGGAGAACGAGAACAUCGAUGCGAUCUACAACUACUGCCAUGCGGCAGCCGCAAUCACUACUCUUAACUCGCACAACUCCUCCUCGAAGGCCUCCUCGAGUCACAAUGACUGCCUUGAUUCUAGUUCACCAAAUCUGCUGCGUCGAGCGUCCAGCCCGGAGACAAGUGGAUCCGAUCGGUACCUGAUCGACCGGAUACGAGGUUCACCAGCGUAUCACGGGAGAAAUUCACGUAUUGCCCAGCAAAUGAAAGUUAACACUACAGAUUUCGUUGAUGGGAGAAUUCAUCUCUCCAAGUCGCAACAUUUCGCUGAUGGCCUGGCCCGAUAUGGUCGCUUUUCACCCAGUCUGGACCAAGGCUAUCACACGCUGGUAUCACCAUCUCCAUCCGGUCAACAACAGUCAUCGAUACCGGCCACGUGGAACACGGCAGCUCCCAGCAACAGUACCUCGACGGCGAAUAGCACCAAUGGUAGCGCCCAGAACAACGUGGUGGGGAGCAGCGACCUGCUUAAUGGCAGUAAUGGCACAUCAUUGUUUCGAUCGGGUCCUCUGUUUGAUCGGCUUUCCGAUGAACUGAUGGUGAAAAUCUUCGAUUGGCUUGACAGCUGUGAACUAUGCAAUAUUGCUCGUGUCUGCAAGCGCUUCGAAUCGGUCAUAUGGAAUCCACAUCUUUGGAAAAUUAUAAAAAUCAAAGGUGAGAACAACAGCGGUGAUAGGGCAAUCAAAACCAUUCUAAGGCGAUUAUGCGGUCAAACACGAAAUGGUGCCUGCCCUGGGGUGGAACGAGUGUUGCUGAGCGACGGCUGUAGACUGACAGACAAAGGUUUACAGUUACUUUCGAGACGAUGUCCAGAAAUCACCCAUCUACAAGUUCAAAACAGCGUAACCGUCACAAACCAAGCGCUGUUUGACUUGGUUACAAAAUGUACAAAUUUACAACAUUUGGACAUAACAGGUUGUGCUCAAAUCACGUGCAUAAACGUCAAUCCAGGAUUGGAACCACCCCGACGAUUAUUGCUGCAGUAUCUGGAUCUUACGGAUUGUGCAUCAAUUUCAGAUUCUGGACUUAAAAUUAUAGCCCGGAAUUGUCCACUGUUGGUUUACCUAUACUUAAGGCGAUGUAUUCAGAUAACUGAUGCUGGUCUCAAGUUCAUCCCAAAUUUCUGCAUAGCCCUAAGGGAGCUGAGUGUUUCGGACUGCACCAACAUCACCGACUUUGGUCUAUACGAGCUGGCUAAGCUUGGUGCUACGUUGCGAUAUCUCUCAGUGGCAAAGUGUGACCAAGUUUCGGACGCGGGAUUAAAAGUGAUUGCCCGGCGGUGCUACAAGAUGCGCUACCUAAAUGCACGAGGUUGCGAAGCUGUCAGCGACGAUUCCAUCAACGUCCUUGCCCGAUCCUGUCCUCGGUUGCGGGCUCUUGAUAUCGGCAAGUGUGACGUCAGCGACGCUGGACUUCGGGCGCUAGCCGAGAGUUGUCCAAAUUUGAAGAAACUUAGUUUGCGAAAUUGUGAUAUGAUCACCGAUCGAGGGAUCCAAUGUAUUGCGUACUACUGCCGUGGGUUACAACAGCUGAACAUCCAGGAUUGCCAAAUUUCCGUAGAAGGUUAUCGUGCGGUCAAAAAGUACUGCAAAAGAUGCGUUAUCGAACACACGAAUCCGGGAUUUUGCUAGCAUUGGAAUGUACAGGCCUAACGUGCUCUCUUUACUUUGUUUUAAACAUUCAAACUGUAGCUAAUUGUUUUUAAAGUUCGAAUUUCGAUUAUAGU